AUGGGCCAUUCACAGAACGAUGGCGAUGUCCUCUACGUGGAGUACUCCGGAGGAACAGCAACAGCAACCACACAACUCGACAAAGAGGCUUCUGUCCUGCCUCAACUCACCCCGGACGAAGAGUUGCGGGACAAGAAGGUUCGGAAGAAGAUUGACCUCCUCAUCCUUCCUCUAUGUACCUUGAACUACUUCUUUUCGUCGAUGGACCGCGGCGACCUUGGCAAUGCGAAGCUGUCUGGGUUCCAAGCCGACAAUCAUCUUUCCAAUGUAGAUUUCUCCACAGUUCUCGCCAUCUUCUACGUGGGCUACAUCAUCUUCCAACCAAUCGGCGGUCUGUCUAUUCGCUGGUUUGAACCGUAUCUGAUCCUUGGCCUGGCGAACAUGGUCUGGGGAGCAGCUACCAUUCUGAUGAUGACCUCGAAGAAUAUGCUUGCGCCGAGUAUUCUGCGCAUCAUCAUUGGUGCUGCCGAAGGCAUCACAGAAAUCAAUGGCGUCUAUCUCACCAUGUGGUAUACUCCUCGGGAGUACGCUGUCCGUGCUGGCAUAUGGUAUUCAUUCGGCGUCCUCGCAACCUGCUUCAAUGGUCUCAUUGCCUAUGGUAUUCAAGAAAACGCUACUUCAACGCUCAAGCCAUGGCGACUGCUUUUCCUAGUUGAAGGCGUGCUCCCCAUCAUUUUUGGGUGCGUUAUGAUUUGGCUCUACCCUUCCCGGCCUGAGAAAGUGAAGAAGUUCUUCACCGAGGAGGAAAAAGAACUUAUUCUACAACGCACUCGAAGAGCGUACAACACACCAGGUGAAAAGGUCACUUUGCGAGGCUCAUUGACCAUUUUCGCGCAGCCACAGCUGUAUGGCAUGUGUCUGAUUUAUUUUGUUGUUAUCUGGGCUUCGUCGGGAUAUAGCAAUUUUCUCCCGUCUAUUAUCAACGGUUUCGGCUACAGCACUGUCCGCAGUCAGCUGCUAACGGUUCCAUAUGCAGUUCUGGGCUUCUUGUCGGUGAAUUUAUUCUGCUUUGUCAGUGACCGCACGCAGCGCCGAGGUGUCUUCGUCCUCGGCCUUGCCACUGUCGCCUUGGUGGGCUUUGCCAUUCUUUAUGCUGUUCCCGACGCAUCUGGUCCUCGUCUCUUCGCCCUCGCUCUGAUUUCACUAGGGAACUACCCCCUGAUCCCCAUCAUGCUGACUUGGGUUUACGUCAAUACUAUUGGACUAUCACGCCGUGCCAUGGCUAUCCCACUGCAGAACGUUGCUGGGCAAGUGGGCGGCUUAGCUGUGAGCUACACAUAUAUCAACCCGCCACGAUACGCCAAUGGGACUUUGGCUACGCUCGUUCUUUUAGCGACCUUGUUACUUGUUGUGGCCGUACUUGAGUGCUACUUUUUUGCGCAGAACAAGAAGAAAGUCACGCGUAUCGAGGAAGACCCCGCCUGGUAUGAGGUGAAUAGGAACAAGGCGUUUGAUGAGUUGGGUACAGAGCAUCCUGAUUUCAGAUAUACCUUGUAG
Talaromyces atroroseus is the source of this 1497-nucleotide messenger RNA. RefSeq lists its product as hypothetical. The transcript has a single exon. Gene Ontology annotation, cellular component: membrane. The record is from RefSeq and is a predicted model, not a curated record. Gene Ontology annotation, biological process: transmembrane transport. Gene Ontology annotation, molecular function: transmembrane transporter activity. Lineage: Eukaryota; Fungi; Ascomycota; Eurotiomycetes; Eurotiales; Trichocomaceae. The coding region runs from base 1 to 1497 and encodes 498 amino acids.